Molecule: messenger RNA, 10537 nt
Organism: Peromyscus californicus insignis
Lineage: Eukaryota; Metazoa; Chordata; Mammalia; Rodentia; Cricetidae
Product: zinc finger protein 709-like
Exons: 4
Coding region: 170-2089 (639 amino acids)
Biological process (GO): regulation of transcription by RNA polymerase II
Cellular component (GO): nucleus
Molecular function (GO): RNA polymerase II cis-regulatory region sequence-specific DNA binding; DNA-binding transcription factor activity, RNA polymerase II-specific
Source: RefSeq, a predicted model, not a curated record
GGUUGCCAGCGGAGGCGACAGUGGGGACGCGGCCUCCCCGGGCAGCCGAGUCUGCGUCUGUGACUCAUCGGGCUCCGCUGGGCCGCGCUGCCCGGGUCCCGCUGGGUGGAGCUGGGUCAGCAGGCACAGCCGCGGUCCUGUCCCUUGCUGAGCGCUCAGUGCUGCGGCCAUGGCCUCCGUCGGCAUCCGGGCACCCGCAGCCUCGCGACUCCGCAGCCUGAGCGGUGGCGGCAGUGUCGUGGAGUCAGUAACCUUUGAGGAUGUGGCUGUGAACUUCUCCCUAGAGGAGUGGGCUAUGCUGAAUCCAUCCCAGAAGAACCUCUACAAAGAUGUGAUGCAGGAAACCUUGAGGAACCUGGCCUCUAUAGGAAACAGUUUAGAGCACCAUAUCAUUGAAAAUAUAUACCGAAAUUCCUGGAGAAAACUAAGUGGUCAAGUGGUGGAGGGACUCUAUGACUUCAAAGACGAUCAUCAGUGUGCAGAAAUCUUUGACUUCACUACUCAGAGCAUUGUAAACCAGAACCCCUUUCCAGGAGUACAUAUAUGUGAAAACAGUGGAUGUGCAAGAGUAGUCAUUGGCCAUUUGUCUCUAAGUGUGCUCCUUAAACCCGACACAGAGCAUGAAUCAUAUGAAGAUCAGGAGUAUGGAAAGGAAUUGUACAACAGUAUGGAAUUUGGGGCCACCUCCAGUUCUCUCCCAUCGUUUGAGAACUAUGAAAGUACUUACACUCUAGAGAGACUGUAUAAAAAUGAGAAUUGUAAUGAAGACUAUAGAUUUGGUCAAAAUCUUCAAAAGACUUUGACUGAAGAAAAGCCCUUUGAAUGUAAGCAAUGUGGGAAAGCUUUCAGUUCUUCAAGGUACUAUCGAAGGCAUGAGCGACGCCAUCGGGCAAAGAAAUCCUAUAUAUGUAAGCAGUGUGGGAAAGCUUUUGCUUUUCCCACUUACUUACAAACACAUGAAAGAAUUCACACUGGGGAGAAGCCCUAUGUGUGCGUGCAGUGUGGGAAAACCUUUGCUCAUUCUCGUUCCCUUAAAACACAUAAAAGAACUCACACUGUUAGGGACCUCUUUGUGUGCAAUUACUGUGGGAAAACCUUACGUCAUUAUAGUUCUCUUCAAAUUCAUACAAGAAUUCACACAGGAGAGAAACCUUAUGUAUGUAAACCAUGUGGCAAAGCCUUCAUUACUUAUCGUUCCUUUCGAAUACAUGAAAGAAUUCACACUGGAGAAACACCUUAUGAAUGUAAGCAGUGUGGAAACACCUUCAUGCGUUGGAUUCAAUUACGAAAACAUGAAAUAAUUCACAGUGGUGUGAAACCCUAUGCUUGUAAGCUAUGUGGGAAAAGCUUUACUUGUUCUGGUUCCCUGAGAACACAUGAAAGAAUUCACACUGGGGAGAGGCCUUAUGUGUGUGACCAGUGUGGGUAUAGCUUUACUCGAUUGAACUCGCUUUUAAGACAUAAAAUAACCCAUACUGGCGAGAAGCCCUAUGUGUGUAAUCAUUGUGGGAAAACUUUUCCUCGUUCUGCUUCUCUUCAAAGACAUAUAAAAAUUCACACUGAGGAGAAACCCUAUGUAUGCAAGCAGUGUGGGGUUGCCUUUGUUACUUCUACUGAACUUCUAGAACAUGAACAAACACACAUUGAUGAAAAACCUUAUGUAUGUGAGCAAUGUGGGAAUGCCUUCGUGCUUUGGAGUCAGUUUCAAAAACAUAAAGCACUUCACAGUGUCCCCGUUUCCUAUAUUUGUAAGCAGUGUGGGAAAAGCUUCACUUCUUCCAGGUCACUGAAAACCCAUGAAAGAAUUCACACUGGCGAGAAGCCCUAUGAGUGUAAGCAGUGUGGGAAAACCUUCCUUUGGUCUUACUCCCUUCAAAGACAUGAAAAAACUCAUGGUGAUGGGAAGCCCCAUGUGUGCAAACAGUGUGGGGAAGCUUUCACGUAUUACAGUCAUCUUCAGGUGCAUGAAAAAAUACACAUUGAUGAUGAACCCUAUAAUUGUAAAUACUGUGGGAAACCCUUCUUCACUCUGAACCAUUUACAUAGACAUGAAUUACUUCACACUACCAUGGAUUCCAGUAUUUUUUAAUAAUGAGUUAGAGAAAAAAAAUUUUUUUGGCUUGGUAGCUUUCAAAGACGUAAGCAAAAUCACACUGGGGGGAAAAACCUGGAUUUGUGCUAGCAAAGUGGAAGAACCUUUUGCAUUGUUUCAUUGAAACAAACAUGAAGCGCCACAAUGGAAAGAAACAUUUUUUUAAAAAAAAAAUCAAUGUGCAGAUGGUUUUUGUGUUUAAAGUUCUUGAAGUACAUGAAAGAGAAACAAGCCUAUGACUGCAAGUGAUGUGGUGAAGCCUUCUGCAGUCCCAGAUCAUGGAGGAGACAUGAGAAAGCUCACUCUAGAAAAACUUUUACUUGUAUAUGUGGUGUUGUAAAAAAAACCCUUCACUUCUUCUUCAUUGCCCCUGAACACAUGGAAGGAGUCACUAUGGAGAGAAACCCUUCAUAUAUAGGCAAUCUUGGAUAGUCUUCAGGUAUCAUCACAUCCUCUCACAGACGUGAGAGAACCUACCGUAGAGAAACCUUAACAAUAGGAUUUGUGAACUCUUCAUUAUCAUCCUGAUGGCACUCACGAGAAUGUACAUGGGGAGAAUUCCUAUCAAUGGAAAACUGAUAUGAACACCACUUGGUUCAAUUAACAGAUAAGGAAAGAACCUGAUAUGAAGUGCUGAUUUGCUUGAAAGAGAUGUUCAAGUUUUCAUUUGGCACACAUGGAAACACCAGAUGAAAACCUUUGCUGUUGAAAAACAUUGAAAGUCUAGAGCAGUAGCAAAUAUAGGAAAAGUCUUUUGAAAUCUUUUCAUAUUUGAUCUGAUAAAUGUCAGUAUUAUGAAGGACUGGACAUAUUUUUUUCUUGUAGCAUGCUCCAGGAAAUGCACACUCUGAAGAGAAUGUUAUCAGUAUAGUAUUUUGUAUUUAUUGGAAAAUUUUCAGGGGCUGAUAGGAAUGGCUUAACCUUUAAAAGCAUUUGCUGCUCUUUAAAAGGACCUGCAUUUGGUUUUCAGCAACAGAUCACAGGGCUCACAACUGCAUGUGACUCCAGUUUCAGGAGAUCCAAUUCUUCCCACACACAUGUGACAUAGGUUCACAUGUUCACAUAAAAAUAAAGAUUAAAUUUUUUUGUCCCUGCUCCCCACCCAAAAGCUUUUGCUGUGUAUCCCAGGUUUCCCUGGAACUGGAAAUCUCCCAGGUUCUAGCUCUUGAAUGUUUAAUGAAAGAUGUCUGCCUCCACAUUCAUUAUCAUUAGCUACUAUUUAAAAGUUCAUCUCUUGACUCAUUUUUAAAUUUUACUCUACAAAGUAAGCAUUAAGCAGAGCGUUGUGUUAAUGUGGAAUGGCAGCUUAAACCCAUGAACUGGAGACCAGUAAGACCUACAUAUAAAAAAAUUACAUUAAUAGAAAGUGUAUUUUAUUAAAUUAUUUUGUGAGGUUUCUUAAAGCAAUCAUGUAUUAGUUUAAUGAGUAAUAUCUUUGUAUCAGAUAAGGUAGGUGCUUCUUUCAUUGUAAAUUAUGUUGGAAUCAUUGGUGAAUUGAUAUUUGAAAUAUGCCAGUCCACAUAAAUAUCUUUAAAAGGCUUUUUAGUAUUUGUGUGUGAGUGUGAGAGAGAAAGAGAUAGAGAGUAGGAAUGUGCUAGUGGAGGCCAGAAGAUGGUGUUGUAUCCUUUGGAGCUGGCGUUACAGGUAUCUGUGACAUGCAUGAUGUGUGUGAUGGGAUCUAAAUCCUAAUCUUCAUGGUAGAGCAGUAAGUACUCUUAACUGCUGAGCCAUCCCUCAAGCCCCUGCAUAAAUGUCUUGUUUUCAAUCAUGUUUAAUGGGUGGUUAAAAAUAUGACUUUGUGAAUAUUGGAAUAAUCCUGUUGGUUUCAUUUGGCUGAUUUUGUGUAUAUUCUCAUUUUUCAUGAAAAAAAAAAAACCACUUGUGCGUGCACGAGUGUGUAUGUUGGAGCAUUGCUUAUGUGUUGAUGGUAUGGUUUAUGAAUUAGUGGUGUUCACAAUGUGAACAAAGUAAUAUAUUGUAUGUCUUACUACUCUGUUGCUAUGUUAUUCCCCCAAGACAGGUCUCACUGAUCCUGGAACUGGACAGCCAGCCAAGAAAACCCAGCAUUUCUUGUCUCCUUACUCCCCAUAGUGCUGGGUGUGCUGAUACACUCAUGAUUGCACAGCAUGUGGUCUUACCCACAAAACCACCUCCUCAGGCCUAAACUCCUUUUAAAUUGAUUUUGUCUCUUGUGUUUAUGUUUUUCUCUGAUGUGUUCUCACAAUCCUUGAGUACAUGUUCUUUUAACUUUGAAGUAUUUUCAAAAUCCUUUUAGAAUAGCAAACAUUAGGGUGUGUUUAGUUUUGUUUUAUUUUUCCUAUUCAGAUGGUAGGUGUAAAUAUAUUGUAAUCAUAGGUCAGAUUACUUUGCCAAGUUGGCUUAUUUUUUACUUUUGAGAAUUUCAUGUAUACAAUAAAAGAUGAUCAUAUGUACCCACUAUUUCUCCUUCCAACUCUCCCUGUAUUCUCCCUCAUAUCCCCCUCUUAACUUUAUGUCUUUAAAUUACCCAUUAGGUCUAGUUAGUAUUGCUCAUACAUGCAUGGGUAUGGGGCCAUCCACUGGAGGAUGGGUGACCAGUAGUUACAUUUUCACAAAUGAUUCUCCACACCCCAACAGCUAUUCACUGCCAGUAGCUUCUUAGUAAGGGGUGGGGCCUGGAGAUAAUCUACCCCAUCUGUACUGGGAUUUUGGCUUGCUUCAUUUUAUAGGUCUUGUGCAUGCAGUCACAGUUGCUAUGAUUCUAGUAACCAUGCCAGAACCCCAGCAUUUCAUAGCAGUCCUCCUCACCCUUCAGUUCUUGCAUUCUUGUUGCUUCUUUGGCUUUCCCUGAGCCUUGGUGGUGGUAGGGAUCAAUAUAGCUCUCUCAUUUAAAGGUGGACAUUCAGUCUGUUCUUGUCCUUUGGCCAGUUAUGGAUCUCUCCGUUGACAUCUGUCCACUGUAAAAAGAAGCUUCUCUGACCAAUGCUGAGAGUAGCCACGGUCUGUUGAUGCCAGGAGCUGAGUGAUUGGAAGAAACUUGUGUUUUGUUUUUGUUUUGUUUUGUUUUGUUUUGUUUUUGAGAUGAUGUCAUGCUACAUAGCCUUAGCUAGCCUGGAACUUUCUGUGUAGGCCAGGCUGUUGUCAACUUGAGCUUAGUUUUGUUUUAUGUCAAGAACUAUUAUUAUCAUAUAUGUGUGAUUAUGGUGUUUCACUGUAUAAAUUUUGCUUUUCAUGUAUAUUUCUUCUCAUUGUGAUUUCUCUAGUCAUUACACUAAAGGAUAUACUGAUAUUACUGCCUUCUUGCCAAAAAUAUGUUCAAUAAAUUCUACUCACUCUCUCCGUACAUGACAAGUGAGUGGCUCAUCUGUAAAAGCAUUCUCCAUAGAGUUUCUGACAGGACUGAUGUUUUAAUUUAGGGGGUCUUACAAGGAUUGAUUCUUAGUUAAGUGUCCCCCAUGUUGGAUGCACUGAGGGGCAAAUGUAAUUCUGCUCUUGUAAUCAAAACAGCAGUUACCCAGAAGACUGCAGUACUGGAGUAAAAGGAGAUGUAAUUCAUGAGAUGUGCUAGUCAGUUCAUCAGUGAGUAUGAGGCACUUCCAUAUCCAGAAUGUUUUAUGGUUUUUCAGCUUGCAGAUGUCCUUGGAGAAUACCUUUCUGUCAUAGUCAUUAAGGAGCAUUUCUCAUUGGUGGAGGCUUGUGACAUGUCCUUCAGUGGCCUUGCUGUGUGAGGUGAACUAGUGUUUGGAUCCUUUAUGCAUUUCUUAGUUCCUAUAUAAACACUAAUGUUUAAUAAUGUUAAUGAUGAAUGCAGUUAUCCACAAGUUCCUAGAGUUUCCAUAGGGUUACAUUAUGAUAAGCCCAUAGUAAAGUGAAAAAUACAAGAAAAGCACUUUACAUUCAACCUAGUGAUCACCAAACCUUAGACUAGUCUAUGCCAACAUUUUUUGGACCCAUUUAUAUCUUCCUAAAGGUGAACAUUUAGGAGGGUUUCUUUUUCUUUACAUUUAAUUUUUUUUAAUGUUUUAAAAUUGUUAGUGUUUAUUUUGGCAUAAUUAUAGGUUUUGUAAUGACAUUGUGACCUAAGUUUUUAUGUACUUUAACCAUAAUCACUGUCUCUUGUUACCGUCCUUCUCCCCAGUAGUCCUGUUCUCCCUAACAGACUCAAUUAUGGUUUCAUCUCUCUUGUUUGUUAAAGUCUACAUUCUAUUCUGUAUGUAGCAGCACCAUUUGGGGCUGAGAGUCAUUUAUAUAGUGAUUUCUAGUCCCAUUCAUUUUCCUGCCAAGUUUCCUGUUAAGUUCUUAGACCUAGUAUAGUCUAAACUUUAUGUAUGCCUCAUUUAAAAAAUUUUAGUUUAUCUAUUGAUGGGCACAUAAGCUGAUUCUGUAAUUGAGUACUUUGAGUAGUAGUAUAUGAACCUGUAUACAAGUAUGCAUAGUAUAAUCUAACUUAGUUUCCUUUUGCUAUAUACUAAACAAUAGUACAGCAAGAUCAAAAGAUCAUAAUUUGAGUUUUUGAUGAAACACUACUAUUUUCCAGAGUGACCAUACUAACAUACAUUUCCAGGAACAGCCCUACAUUCUCACCAGCUUGUGUUUUAAUUUGGCUCCUUGAUAGCUAAUCACACUGGGGUGAACUUAAUUGUAUUGAGAAUUUUCAUGAUUUAUUGGCAAAUUGUACAUUUGUACUGAUUGUUUCCCUGUGUAUUGAUUCAGUUACUUGUUGGUUUGCAAUAUAAUUUGUGUGUGUAUGUGUGUGUGUGUGUGUGUGUUUUCUCUAUGUUAAACCCUUGAAAGGUAAACGAGUGUCCAAAGAUAUUUUCCCCCAUUCUGUAGCUUUCUCUUACAGUUGUUUCCUUUUUCUGUGUAAAAGCUCUUUAACUUCUUGCAAUGAUUCAAUCCCAUUUGUCUUUGGGGAUUUUCGUUUGUUUGUCUUUAACAUUGCUUCUUGCUAUGGAGGCCUGACUGGCCUGGAGUUUGCUGCAUACACCAGGUUAGCACCUAAUUUACAGCAGCCUUUCCUGCCUCUGGUUCCUGGGUGUUAACAUUGUAAUCAAGAGCCUCCAAUACCCAUUCCCUAUUUGCUAUUCUUCCUGUAAAUUAUUAGAUUCAGAAUGCCGUUGUCUGUGCCCCUAGCUUCAUGUAUUCUUUAAAUUUUCCUCUAUGAAUUUCAAGUUUUUUAGGCCUUAUGUUAAGGUUUUUGGUUCAGUUUGAGUUGGCUUUUGUACAGAAUGCUGGAGGGAUUUAGGGAUAUUCUUGUACAUAUGUGUUAUUUUCCUUGUUGAAGAGGCCAUUUAUUAUACUGUACAUGGUUUGGGUGCCUUUGCUGAAAUCAGAAGGUUGUAGCUACGUGGUUGUUCUGGGACUGUACUCUUCCAUUGCUCUACGUGUCUGCUUUUAAGUUUCACUGUUUCAUUUAAGUUGGUCUUUUUGCUCAGUGUUGCUUUGACUAUUUGGGUAUUUUGAUUUUCUUAUAAUUAUAGGAAUGUGUUUUCUAUUUCUAUAAAUAGUGGCAUUGGAGGUUUAAUGGGGGGUUGUAUUGAGUCUGAAGAAUACUUUACACCUUUUCAUAUUAUAAUGGUGCUGAUUUGUGAGUAUAGGAAUGUUCCCCAUUUUCCAGAGCCUUCAAUUCCUCAGUGUUUUAAAUUGUCAUUAUGUACUCCUUUCACCGGCUUGACUAAGUUUAUUCAUAGGUGAAUUUGACUUUUUGUCUUGUAACUUAUUUCCUAGGCUUUUGGAAGAUGAUUUUUUUUCCCUUGGUUUUUUGAUCACCAUUUUCAUUGUCAUAUAAAUAGCUACUGAUUUUUUUCUAUACUGACUUUAUUGUACUACUUUAUUGAAGUAGUAAAUCAGAUGUAGAGUCUUUUGGUGUGGCAGUUUGGGUCUUGAAGAAUAUGACCAUAGGGGCUAGAGAUGACUCAGUAGUUAAGAGCACUGGCUCUUCUAGAAGCCUGAGGCCUGGUUCCCAGCACCUACAUGGCAGCUCACAACUCUAACUCCAGUUCCAUGGAAUCUAGCUCCCUUUUCUGGUCUCUGGGCACCAGACAUAUGCAUGGUACACAGACAUACAUGCAAGCAAAACAGCCAUACACAUAUAAUAAUGUUUUUUUUUUUUAAAGACGAUCAUACUGUCUGUAGAGAUUUGACUUCUUCAUUUCACAUCUCUUUCUUUCCUUGUGCUCAAGAUUGUACUGAGGGGCUGUGUGUAGUAGACAAGUGCUGGACCACUAAACUGCACCCCAAUUCUUGGAUUCUUUCCUUUCUUUUCUCUUAUUUUGCCAGCUGAGAAUUCAGGAGAUGUAUAUAGCAGUGUAGAGAAGUGGACUCCUUUGUGUUAUUCCUGAUUAUUUUAGUUUUCCUGUUUGGUAUAAUAUUGGCUCUAGUUUUGUCAUUUAUAAUUUGUCACAGUGAGGUGUGUUCCUUUUUCUAGGUUUUUCCAGACUUUAUCAUUAAGGGACAUAGAACUUUGGACAAAGUCCACUUCUCCAUGUAUUACAGUGAUAGAGAGAUUUCAGUCCUUGAACAUCUGUGUUCUCUGUCACAUUUACUGAUUGCUAUCUGGGGAAACAUGCUUAUAUGUGAAGAAUGAGAUCAACCUGAUCAUAGUUUGUGGUAUUUUUAAUAUGUUGAGUUUGUUUGAAAGUAUACUUUUGAGGGGUUUUUGGGGGAGGAGGGUCUGUUUUCAUCAAGGAAUUUUUUUGUAAUUUUCUUCAUUGUUGAGUCCUUCAUGGUUUUGCUAUCAGGGUACUACUACCUUCCAAGAAUAAAUUAGUGUUUCUUCCCUUUAUAUUUAGUGAAAUAGUUUAGGAAGCUUGAAUUCAGUAGUGAAUUCAUCAAGUCCUAUGCUUUCCUUUGGGAGACAAAAUUCAUUUCUAACUUAGUUUUGUUGCUCUUUUUUUAUUUUUAUUUUAUUUUAUUUUAUUUUUGUUUUUUGAGACAGGGUUUCUCUGUGUAGCUCUGGCACCUUUCCUGGAACUCACUCUGUAGCCCAGGCUAGCCUCGAACUCACAGAGAUCCGCCUGCCUCCGCCUCCCGAGUGCUGGAUUAAAGGCGUGUCCCACUGCUGGCAGUUUGCUGCUCUUUUACAUUGUUCACAUUUCCUUGAUUUAUUUUUUUCUUCAUCUGUUCAUUUUGCUAUUGAUUGAGAGUUUUAUACAUGCACAUAAUGCAUUUUCAUCAAGUCCACCCACCCCUGUUUCUUUCCUUCUAAUUCUUCUUUUCCCUCUCUAUUUGCUCUCUAUUUUUUAACAGAUAGAGUUAAAUGCUGCCAGUGUAUACAUGGGUGCAAAGCUAUCUUUAUUGUGGCAUGAAUGUGCAACUGUCCUGUUAUGUCCAGAACACACUGUUUGACUACAAUAAUCCACUGGCUCUGGCUUUUACAGUCUUUCUGCUCCCUCUUCCAUAAUGAUCUCUGGUCCCCUGAGAGAAGGGAUUUGAUAUAGAUAGAUGUCUCAUUUAGGGCUGAGCCCUCCAAAAUCUCUUAUUCUCUGCAUGCUGACCAGUUGUGAGUCUGUUAAUUGCCAUCUACUGCAUAAAUAAAUAAAUAAAUAAAUAAAUAAAUAAAUAAAUAAAUAAAUAAAUAAUAAAACAAAGAAAGUUUUGGGAUGAAGGUUGAAAGAGAAAUUUAUGGGUGUUAAGAUACCCAAAGGAGUUGGUUUUCGCACCAUGUCUUUUUAACAGAAUAAUAGAAAGUUCUCCACCUUAAUGGUGCUGAGCAUGAGUACCAUCUUGUGGAGUGUGUGGAGUGGGCCUUAAAUCUGGUCAAAAAGUUGUUGGUUAUUCCCACAACAUUCAUGCCAUACCCAUGGUCCUAGACUGAUCAUCACUGUAGAUCAGAGGGGUCUCAGCUGGGUAAGUUUGCUGUGUCAUCUUCUCCCCUGGUAGUAGGCACAGCACCUUCCAGCACCAUGGUGGGAGCUAGCAGUAGGGUGAAGCCUCUAGGUCAGUAGAAGCUUGAUUUCUUCAUGUUCUGUGACUCAGUAUGUGGUAUCUGCAGUAAUGGGGUCUUGCCCUCAAGUUAUGUGUGGUAACCAAGGACAAUAGCAAUAGCUUAUAAUAUUGGGGAGGAUGUCUAUGGGACUCUACCUUUUGACAUAAUUUUGAUAUUUCAUAAAUGUCUUGAAACUAUUCUUGAUUUUACAGUUUAUUGUGAUAUAAGUUUUCAAACUAUCAAAUCAUUUUCUGGAUUUUAUUUACUGUAUAGUAUAAUGUCUUCCUUUUCAACUCUAACAUUCAUAUGAAUAAAACAUAAGAUAAUAAACAAUGAAGUACUUAAUUAAAACUUUGUAAAUAGUACGACUGCCUGAAAGUUGUGUAGGGAGCAGCUAUAGGGUUGAAUGUUUUUGAGUGGCCACCCUUUCUCGGUGUACUUUUUGGUGGUGCAACUGACUUUGAGUCACCCAUACACCUGUAAGUAACCCCUCAUUAAUACUCCUGUAAGUAAAUCUCAAUAAAAUCAUUGUUCUCCGA